Messenger RNA from Sciurus carolinensis (gray squirrel), 11417 nucleotides. It is a transcript of the gene Fer, whose product is annotated as FER tyrosine kinase. The record is from RefSeq and is a predicted model, not a curated record. Gene Ontology annotation, molecular function: ATP binding; non-membrane spanning protein tyrosine kinase activity. Lineage: Eukaryota; Metazoa; Chordata; Mammalia; Rodentia; Sciuridae. The transcript has 21 exons. Bases 447 to 2915 code for a protein of 822 amino acids. Gene Ontology annotation, biological process: cell adhesion; chemotaxis; regulation of mast cell degranulation.
GGAGACCGGAGUGCACCAGGAUUGGCUGCAGAGGUUCGUGACAGCGGCGUCUAUUGGCUGUGAUAGCCCCCGUGACGCGGGGUGGCGACUGGCUCCUGUGUCUGAGGGGCUCCUGCUUGUCAGGUUCUAGCUCCUGUCUUUGGCUAGACCUAUGAUUAUUCCUGUGAGACUUCACUACGUUUUCUCAAGUGUCUUCCUCAUCCUUAAUCUGUAAUACCUCAACAUGGACCUGCUGCUUUAGCUAAGACAUCAGCAGCAAUGAAUAGUAGUAAGGUGUGGAGAUUUAUCAGGGCCCACUAUUCCAUUGAUCUCUAUGGCUGGCCAUAUGUCCAUAUCAUACUAUCUUGAUUACCGAAGUGUCUUAGAAAGUUUUGAAAUCAGAAAACAUAUGUGCUGAUUAGAAGGCUCACUUGUGCAGCGUGGAGGAUAAACAGUGCCUUACAAAAAUGGGGUUUGGGAGUGACCUGAAGAACUCACAUGAAGCUGUGUUAAAACUGCAAGACUGGGAAUUACGAUUGCUGGAAACAGUGAAGAAAUUUAUGGCUCUGAGGAUAAAAAGUGACAAAGAAUAUGCAUCGACUUUACAGAACCUCUGUAAUCAAGUUGAUAAGGAAAGUACUGUCCAAAUGAAUCAUGUCAGCAACGUGUCCAAGUCUUGGCUACUUAUGAUUCAGCAGACUGAACAACUUAGUAGGAUAAUGAAGACACAUGCCGAGGACCUGAACUCUGGACCCUUACACAGGCUUACCAUGAUGAUCAAGGACAAACAGCAGGUGAAGAAAAGUUAUGUAGGUGUCCAUCAGCAGAUAGAGGCAGAGAUGAUCAAGGUUACAAAAACAGAAUUGGAGAAAUUAAAAUCCAGUUAUAGACAAUUAAUAAAAGAAAUGAAUUCUGCCAAAGAGAAAUAUAAAGAAGCUUUAGCUAAAGGGAAGGAGACAGAAAAGGCCAAGGAACGUUAUGAUAAAGCUACAAUGAAACUUCAUAUGUUGCAUAAUCAGUAUGUAUUAGCAUUGAAAGGGGCACAGCUUCAUCAGAAUCAGUAUUAUGACACCACACUUCCUCUGCUUCUGGAUUCCUUACAAAAGAUGCAAGAAGAGAUGAUAAAAGCUCUAAAAGGUAUAUUUGAUGAAUACAGCCAGAUAACAAGUCUUGUUACAGAGGAAAUAGUGAAUGUUCAUAAAGAGAUUCAAUUGUCAGUUGAACAGAUAGAUCCUAGCACAGAAUACAAUAAUUUCAUAGAUGUUCACAGAACAACAGCUGCUAAAGAACAAGAAAUUGAGUUUGAUACUUCCUUAUUGGAAGAAAAUGAAAACCUUCAGGCAAAUGAGAUCAUGUGGAAUAAUUUAACAGCAGAAAGUUUGCAAGUAAUGUUGAAAACUUUAGCAGAAGAACUUAUGCAGACACAGCAGAUGCUUUUAAACAAAGAGGAGGCUGUCCUGGAGCUAGAGAAGAGAAUUGAAGAGUCUUCUAAGACCUGUGAAAAGAAGUCUGAUAUUGUGCUUCUGCUAAGCCACAAACAGACCCUUGAAGAGCUGAAACAAUCAGUCCAGCAGCUGAAAUGCACUGAGGCAAAGUUUUCAGCACAGAAAGAAUUACUAGAGCAAAAAGUGCAAGAAAAUGAUGGGAAAGAGCCACCUCCAGUAGUAAAUUAUGAAGAAGAUGCACGAUCAGUUACAUCUAUGGAAAGAAAAGAGAGGCUCUCCAAAUUUGAAUCUAUUCGCCAUUCAAUUGCUGGAAUAAUCAGGUCUCCAAAAUCUGUACUGGGCUCUUCAGCACUCUCUGAUGUGAUCUCCAUAAGUGAGAAGCCCCUGGCGGAACAAGAUUGGUACCAUGGUGCGAUUCCCAGAAUAGAAGCACAAGAACUGUUAAAACAACAAGGAGACUUCUUGGUGCGAGAGAGUCAUGGGAAACCUGGUGAAUAUGUCCUUUCUGUAUAUUCUGAUGGACAGAGGAGACACUUUAUCAUACAAUUUGUUGAUAAUCUGUAUCGAUUUGAGGGUACUGGGUUUUCAAACAUCCCUCAACUAAUAGAUCAUCACUAUACAACAAAACAAGUCAUCACUAAGAAAUCAGGUGUAGUUCUACUGAAUCCUAUUCCGAAGGAUAAGAAAUGGAUACUCAAUCAUGAAGAUGUCACAUUGGGAGAAUUACUGGGCAAGGGAAAUUUUGGUGAAGUAUAUAAGGGCACAUUAAAGGAUAAAACUAAUGUUGCUGUUAAAACAUGUAAAGAAGAUCUUCCUCAGGAAUUGAAAAUAAAAUUUUUACAAGAAGCCAAAAUUCUCAAGCAAUAUGAUCAUCCCAAUAUUGUCAAACUCAUAGGAGUUUGCACACAAAGACAACCUGUCUACAUCAUUAUGGAACUGGUUUCAGGAGGUGACUUCCUCUCCUUUCUGAGAAAGAAGAAGGAUGAACUAAAACUCAAACAGUUGGUGAAAUUUUCCCUAGAUGCUGCUGCUGGUAUGUUAUAUCUCGAGAGUAAAAACUGUAUACACAGGGACCUUGCUGCAAGAAAUUGCCUAGUAGGUGAAAAUAAUAUUCUAAAAAUCAGUGACUUUGGAAUGUCUCGUCAAGAGGAUGGUGGGGUAUAUUCAUCAUCUGGCUUAAAGCAGAUUCCCAUUAAAUGGACGGCACCGGAAGCUCUUAAUUAUGGAAGAUACAGUUCUGAGAGUGACGUGUGGAGCUUUGGCAUCCUCCUCUGGGAGACCUUCAGCUUAGGGAUCUCUCCCUACCCUGGAAUGACAAAUCAACAAGCAAGAGAGCAAGUGGAAAGAGGAUACCGGAUGUCAGCCCCUCAAAACUGUCCAGAGGAUAUUUCUAAAAUUAUGAUGAAGUGUUGGGAUUAUAAUCCUGAAAACCGCCCUACAUUCAGUGAACUUCAGAAAGAGCUUACUAUCAUCAAAAGGAAAAUCUCAUAGAGUGCCAAGCUCAGCCUUCAAGACUCUGUCCUCCAGCAGAUUAAUACUGUUGUUCUCAUUAAUGAUGAGUUUAUACUACAUUGCCAGCAACCAUCCUCUAAGGUUAUUUUUUUUAACUUUUUUUAAAAAAUAUGUUCCACUUUAAACUAUGUCAAAGGCAGAUUUAUCCAAGAAAUAGUCCUACCAAGGGCUUUAUUGGCUAACCAAGCAAUUCUACCAUUUCAGGCCUCUGUAAAUAGAAAAGCACAGGUUCUAAAUGUGUGAAAGAUUAAAAAUCUAUCUUUUUCACACCUAGGACCAUUGCUGUUUCUCAAAGGUUUUCUACUUCAGGCACAUUUUGUGGGCUGCUGUCCUGUGCCACAGGCCCUACUCAGUCGGUGCUAUAAGUUUCAUUGGUAUUGCAUGUUUGCAGGACACAUUCCAAACACAGCUGACUUUCUACUCUGCCAAGGUGAGAUUCCAUCUGUAAAUAGACACUUGUAGGAGGAAGUAUUUGGGCCUCCCAGGGUUUUUUGUUUUGUUUUGGGGGUUUUUUUGUUGUUGGUGCCAGAAAUAAGCCCAGUAAGAACCAUCAUGCUCCUGCAUUAUUAUGAAAGUUGUUGUUUCCCUCAGUCCGAACAUCAGGAAAUGAUGCAUGAAAUGUCCUUAGAGUACACUGUUAAAAGAUGAUAUAGAUUGCUGGGAGAGCAAGAUGUGCAACCGGGAGGGUAGUCUGACAAAAAGAGCAACUAGAGUGGUGAUCAAAGUAAAGGAAAACAUAAAACCCACCUUAAGAGUUAUGCCUUUAUAAACCCAUGCAUGUCCUUUUUAAUGUUGUGGUUUGAAUUCACCAAAAAGGCCCCAAGAAAUGUUUCAGGAAUCUGCAGAGCCCUCUUAAUGGUAACAACAAAAAUUUUCAAGGCUCUACCAUGUACAAGUCCAGAAAAGUGACAGUAUACUCAUGGUUAAGUAUCUUCCUCUUAGAGGAGUCAUCCCAGAAUGUAAUUCCCUCCAUUUGUUCCAGUUUCCAGAGCUGCCAGAAGUCAUGGUUCUAGUUCACAAACAUUUGUGUGUACACACACUACCGAAGGGCAAGUCAAGUGUGAAUUAAAUAGGUGGUUCAGAAGUCAAGUGAAUACUAAUGAGGAAAUAGAGGGACAGCCCUCCUAUUUCUAUUUUUUUUCUUAAUUUACCCGUAUCAUGCUUCCUGGAAAUCUACAGUAGCUGACAGGUGUGCAAGCAUAGUGCUGAAAAUGUAUCAUGUGAAUAAAAUGUAACAGCAUUAAAACUAGGAUUCUGUUGAGCUGAAUCUUAAUGCAUCCAGGGAAUUUACCCCGCCAUCUGUACAGCAUUGGCUCUUAGGACAGGUGUGUAGGAGAUGGUCGCACUCAGGGGUUAAAUGUGGCCUGGAAGUCUUUAAUAAGUGGUUGGGGCUUUAUACAGUUAAAUAUCACCUUAGUGAUUAUUUGGUUCAUGUUUUUUGGAAGAGCUUAAGGGAUAGGAAAUUCCUCUUUCUCUCACUGUUUGCUGCCUGCAAAUAUCAUUGUGCAGAACUCACACCAAUACUUUAAAAGAGGGGGUGAAGGAGAAUACUGAAAAGAAAAAUGACUGCGUCUAUCAUUUCAAUGUCCUUGCAGAUUUUGUACCCGUUUAAUGAUUAGUACACUCAGACUAAAAUGAAAGCAUAAUAAAUUGCCCUCAACAUACAAAGCAACUUAUUUUUAAUCAUCAUGUUUCUCUCUUAGGUAAAACAUUAUAAAUAAAUGGAACUUUCUUUUGAUGGCAUAUACCAUGGUAAAUCAAAGCAUAGACUCAGGCAUUAAGAUUAAGAAGACAAGACAUUUCUACCCCUUUCAGUAUUUCCAGAUGAAUCUCUUUGCAGUGUUUGUAAUUUUUUUUUUUUUUUAAACAAACAGCCUCUCUUCACUUAGUGGCCUCAGCAAGGACAGAGAAUAAUGGUUCUGGCUUUAAUUUUGUGAACAAGACCCAAAGCUUAAUCCUUGCAUUCUGGUGUAAAGAAUGAACAUGGUAUUAAUAUUUCACUCAUCCAGGCUGUUAGAAUUUGCAAUUCACAUCAUAACUCUGCUUAAAAUUAAAAAAGCUUUUCAAAACAUCAUGACAUCUGCAGCAUUUAAAUUCUAUUUUAUUCCUUGUCCUGAAGCAGGCUGUGGUACAGUUCGAGAUUAAUAACUCAUUGGGUGUCUUUCAGGAUCAUAUCAGUUGUAUAGAAUAUUAAAUUUAAUAUAGGCUCAUGCAUUAAGAAAAGCUUAUGCAAACCAUUUUUACUGUUAAUUUUGUUAUGCUUGAAGCAUAAUUUAUUCAUCCCUUCUGUCACUGAUAAUUAUUGGAAUUAUGUACUUUAGGAGGCUAAUCCAUACCCAGAAAGUACAUAUAAACACUGUUCUGAAUUUGCAAGUUGAUGCAGGGGAAAAGAGGUUUCAGAAAUGCACCAAAUCCUAUGAAUUGUUUAGUAAGAAAACAGUUGUAACCAAAUUGCCAGUGGUUUGAAUGUAAUUGAGUCUGGUCAUAAAUAUUUGUGUUAUUAAUGGAUUAUCCAAGAGUUGGAUGUAUCACUACUAUACAGCUCUCUUCUUAAUUCCAUAAAUGCAUUAAUCCAGAGUGGGAGGUGUGGUAAACAAAGGCAGCCUGACUUUUACCUGCAUAUCUCCCUUGAAUUACCAAGGAGCCUUGGUGAGGAAUAUUUAAGUAGUUCAUAAUUUUCAAAGAAAAAUUUUUAAUCACCAAAUUAACAUUUAUUACCAACAUGUGAAAGCUAAUUUUAUAUUCCAUGUAAUCUAAAGUUACAUCUGUAAGGUUACAUCUGAAAGCCAACAUGUUUUUUUUCUUCUGGGAAUUAAAUAUUACUAGGUUUUGUUUAAACUUUCAGAAACUCAGAUUUUGGUUUGGCUCGUCCUGCCACAAGGUUCCUAGUGAAAAAUCUCAUUUGUUUCUCUUAUUCUCAAAUUUAACAUGAACAAUAAUGUUCCUCAUCCAUACUUCACCAAUUUCUCACAAAUACUUUAUUGAAACAUUUCCUAGCUGAUCAGCAUAAUUGUGUCCGGUGUCAUUUAGUGUACAUUUCACAAUUGUUAUUUAGGGUUACUUCUUAGAAGACAAAGUGUCAUAGUUCUGUUUUUCUUUAAACUAUAGUAUGGUUUUCCUGACGUUUCAGUUUUGCCGUAUAGUUUUUAAAAGUUUUGGAAGUACCACUAAAAUAACUUUGGCUUAACCUACUGGUGUGUCAAGAACAAAGUGUUUUAGUAUAACAUAUAACACACCCUGAGGACCUUGUGAACAAACAUUAGAAUGACACCUAUCUGUAUUGUAUGUCACUGUUAUUCAUUUGUCACAAUCACACCACUUCAUCAGAUGCUUUAAGAGUAUACCUGGACACCUUUCCUAGUAUGUUUCAUGUACACUAUUGUGACCAUGUGUCUUCUCCAAGAAGGAUUGAUAUCUGAGAAGGGUUACUUACCCUUCUUUUUACACAUACUCCCUUUGUGACACCAGUGAUAUUUUAGAGGUUUCUCGUCAACAGAAUUGGUUGUUCACAGUAGUAUUCUGAAUCAUGGAAAAACCAGUAUGUAGGAAGAGUCCUUUCAUUAGACAAAACCCUGCAAAAUAAAACAACAAAGAAAAAGACCAUGUUUUCUUUAUGUAUUAAUAUCUCAAGGGGAAUCAAAGACUUUAUAUGAAAGUGAGUUUAUAUUACAUUUCCAUUAUACUGCUAAGUUAGCAUGAAAGUUUACCAUGAACGUGUUACCUCUUAUUACUGACUUGCUUAUACAUAUCAGAAGUGUUUCAUUAAAGAUUUUAUUUUUCUCUGGUUUUGGUUAGUUUCACAUCUUGUCUAAAUGCUAUAUUGGGAAAAUCCAGAACUACACGCAUUUCUGCAAAGAUUUAAAAAGUCAGGAUUUCAUGUACCAAGAUUACCUACUUGAAAGAGUUAUUGCUACAAACUUAACAUCCCAUAAAAUUCUCCUUCAAAAAAUAAUGCUCUAAUACAGAGCACAUAAACUACAUAUCUUUGCCAUAGUUCAAUUUAUGAAAUAUAGUACCCUUCGAAAACCAUCUUGCUUCCUCAUACUGAUUCAAAGAUUAAAUUCUGAAUCGUUAAGUAUAGACAUUAAGAAUCACCUAACUACCUAAUAAGGACUCAGAUUCUUAGAUGGUAGGAAAAUCCUGCUGUGCUAAAUUCUCAGUCCCUGGAUGCAGAAGUGAAGAGCAUGGGCUGCAGGCUGUUGCUCAGGUGCUGAGGUAAGCAUAUCCUAAGAGGUUGAGGCCGCCCUAUGGAGUGUGCGGAAAAAUUAAAGUGCAACAAAGACAUGGGCAAGGUCACUAGGAAGCCUGAGGAAAACAGUGCCAUCAGGCGAGAUCCUUUCCUACAGAAAAUAAAAUGGAACCAAAAAAAGAAAAGAAAAAGUCACCUGGCAGGUUGUGGGCCUUUGCACAAGCAAACCAAAUAACCUUCCUUGCAUUCAAAGCAAUUUCAUGUCUCCAAGUCAGAUGAUCCUGUGCUGGGUGACAUUCUCCUCACUGUCCUCCCACAUAAUGGAUUUGGUAACAUGUGUUCAAACUUCUCCAAGAAAUCACCCCAAGUCAUCUUUACAUUUGUUAGUUUUAGUCUUUCGUAAGAGCACUGAUUAUUCACACUCAGUAAAAACCUUUGUUUGCAAUGGAGCUUAACCUGGGCUCAAGUCUCCUAAGAGGCAAUUCAAUUAUAUCCACCCUGCUUCAACUCUUGAUCCAGAUUAAUUAAGUGGUUCCUAGAGUGACUCACAAAGGACCUUGCUGUGCUGAGCUCUACUUUGGGAAAAUGUAGAAUUCAGCGGGAAAAUAGGAAAAUACCAGAUUAGUAACCAGGCCCCUUGUCUUUAUACCCAUAACAUUCAAGUGAAAGGAGUCUUGGAAGCACCCUAAAGUCAGUCAGAAUGCAGUGUGGCUAAGGUAAGAGACAAAUGCAGAGAAAGAGACAUCCAGAAAGGGAGGUUGAAAGGAGAUGAAGGGCUGCAGCUAAGGACCGAUGCAGGAUGAUUGCAGGGCCAACCUCCCAGCAAAUCACUAGUGUCACCAAGGGAAGCCAGUCCUCAGAUGAGGGUUGAAGGACUUCCUGCUGCAUGUUAUUAAAUAUUACGUGCCUCUCAGGUCUCUACAACACUUUAAGAGUGUUGAACUGGAUAUGGGUUUGAUUUUCUUUGUGCUUCCUGUAAUCUCAGGAAGUAGCUGCUGUUGAAUCAUAGUGACCCUUGGCUCUGUUCUGUAAGGCUGCAGACAUGGUAGUUCAGCCCAUUACCUAAGCAGUGGGAAGCUGACAGUACACAUGCCUAGGGUAGCCAGCAUUGAGAGAAAAUUGCUGUGAAAGUUCCUGUUUUUCAUUUUAUUAAUGAAAAAAUCUCUCGCAGGUGUCCUUUGUGACAAGGCAGAUUAGGUGUCCUUCCUUGCCAGAGAACAUCUGAGAACCCCAAAUGAGAAUAUUUGGGAUUCACUCAAAAGUGAUUCAAACCUUGAUUUUUUUUUUUUCUUUUUUUGGAGUGGGUACUGGGGAUUUAACCCAGGGACAAUUUACCACUGAGCCACUUCCCCAGCCCUUUUUAUUUUGUGACAGGGUCUCACUGAGUUGCUUAGGACCUUGCUGAGCUGCUGAGGCUGACCUCAAAGUUGCCAUCCUCCCAUCUCAGCCUCUCAAGUCACUGGAUCACAGACAUGUGCCACCAUGUUUGGCUCAAAUCUUGAAUUUGUAAACAUUAUCUUUGAGACAAUACGUAAGUGUUCUCAGUAAUAAAAUGUUAAAUGAUAGAAAUGACCCUGGAGGCUGAAUUUGGUUCUCAACUUUGUUCAGGAAGCUUUUCUUGAACAUCUGCCUUGUCAGAGCUUAGUUUUCCUGGUGUUACUGACUUAUGGUUAGAACUUCCUUCUCUCAUCUUCACACCCUCAGCCUUAUGCUUUAACCAAAAUAGAAAAACCUUUAUCUUCAACUUGCUUUGAAUGUCAUAAUUUGCUCUGACCAAGAGUUUCUUCUCGGGUGCUCAGGGACCCCCCGCCUUUUGGGGAACUCCCAGGUUUCUACGCACCAAUCCUGGCCACACUCUCGGCAUGUGAGUGGCACCGUGGCAUUCCCAGCUUAGAAUACAAAGAUGACCUGAUUGUAGCCCUUGCUGGGGACACAGGAUUCUGAGGUAGCAAACGCACUGUCAGUAGAGGCUACUAGGAGGUCUCCUGGGGACAGAAAGAUUAUUUUGAGUGGCUAUGCCCAGGGGCACAGACUAUUGACUCGGGCAUGAAAGCUGAUCAAAAGACUGUCCUCAACCCCCAAGAAAAUGUUGAAAAAAACUAACAAUACUUUACCUUAAACCCCUAGAUGUAUUUGAUUCUUUCAUUCUAUUGUAUGGCAAUUUUUGUUUGUUUCCUUUAUACUCCUCUUAAAGCAAAUGUCUACAAGUACUUUAGUUGCAUAAUGUUAAAUGAUUUUUUCAUACCUUCAGAAAAGAGGGGAGAAAAUAUGGAGCCUUAAGUUCAAAACAAACCAGGCUACCCAGAAAUACAAACACCAAAGCACCACUGUAUUAAAACAUCAGCUCUACUUUACAGUUCCCCAAAGUAGUUCUUUUCCCCAAAAGCUAAACAUAGAACCUUUUUCCUAUUUGCUGUAAACAUCUUUAGUAUCAGAAUAAACACAUUAUAAAUGCCACCCAAAGUAGAUUAUAAAAUGACAUAUGAAGCUAGAUUUCCAAUUAUAUCCAAAGCAGACAACAGAUACACUACCUUUUUGUUUUCAGCUAAAAUACCCCUACAAAACUAUAACCACUUAGGCAAUUCACCCCAUCACAGGACAUCAGAUCUUACUUUGAAAGCAUAGGUCAUAUAUCAGUGGGAAAUGUCAGCAAUGUUCUGAACAAGACAGGAUAAAUGUAAGAUGACCAUAAGAAAGAAAUCCCAAUUCCCACUUCUGAGCAGCAAAAAUCUGAGCAUGAAAAAAAUUGCAUGCGAGCCCAAACUCUAUUAAUGUCUUCCCCCUGUAGUUCUUGUCAAAUAAUACAGCUUCAUGUUCUCUUUUUGAAGAGUCUAAACAAUCUUUAUAAAGAAAAAAAACUAAAUUUUCCCCAGGGACAGCCCAGAUCUUUCUGUGAUCUGGAUUCAAAACCUUGGAGGCUGAGAGGGAAUCUAAUCUGUUAUUACUGGAAUCCUGUGUGAGAAGACCAUUCUGACAGUCUGCCAACUCAUCAGUCCAUGCGUUUAUUUUUAAACCCAGAAGGGAGAAAAAAAUCAAACACCUUUGGAUAUAGGAAUUUUUCUCCUUACAAAUAAUUUAACUUGGUAGAAAUGAACUUACCUGCCUGCUCUUAAGAAACCCUAGAUCGGUAUACACAAAUGUGGAGGGCCUGUGCUAAGAACCAGGCUUGAUAUGGCUCUGGACGCUUCUCCUAACCCAAAGGACAGCAGUUUUUAUGUUGGGCUGUAAGAUGCUAUGGAGGCCCAUUGCUUCCGGUUUUAAUUCCUAUGCUUCAGCCAACACAAGUCCAAUUCCUCUUCAGAUUCUAGGCAUUUUCCCACCUGUGGUGUACAGAUUACAUAUUCUUUCUAAUGAAAUUCGCAGUUUGGGGUUUUAGGAUCAAAGAUAUUGGUUCCAUGACUUUGUUACAGUUUGUGUGUCUGUUUCUUGGUUUGGCGGCUUCUGGUGAGUGCCCUAAAAGAUUGAAACUGUCUGAAUUUGUAACCAUAGACUGUGUAGGGUUCAGGAAAGCCAGAUAAAUACAAGUGAAUGAAAUCAAGUGACCAAAAUCCCAUGAACAUCCCUGACUUCUCCAGAAACACAAGCAAAUUGGAAGCAAAGACAAAACAUACAAAUGGUGCCCAUACCAUUAAACUGUGGGAGGCCACUCGCCAGAAAGUCACUGCCAUUCCUGACAUAGACCCACAGCCAGUGGUUAUGGCAAUGUGAUUUUCUGAGUUACUUUCUCUUCCCUUUACUAGAAGAUGAAGUUAGGGUGGUGAAGGGGGAGUAGGGUCUGCCCUCUGCCACCUGUGGUAUACAUUUCCAUCUGUAGGCAGCAUUUUGAGCAAAAGCACUCCUGUGGUUUACAAAAUUCUUUUAGUGCCAAUAUAUGGUCAUCUUAAUGUCAGGUUAAAAGCACCUUUAGUCGUUUUUGUUAUUUUAAAAUAAUAUAUUUGUGAAGUGGACAAAAGAAACACUGGAAAUAGGGUGCUUCAUCUGGAAAGUUCAAGUGUAAAACAAGAAGAUCUUUGGUGGGUUCAUCUGGCUUUGUAAACAAGUCUGAAAUGAAUGAGAGCUAAAUAUAUAAAGCAAUGUAUCAUUUUUAACUCAGAUCUGUAUUUAACACUUAUUUAUUUGUUAGUUUUUACAUUCAAAAGAAAUAUACUUUGAAUUUUGGCUAACAUUGUAGGCUGUUUAUAAAUUGUUUUCUACAUUUUUAGAACACGAUUUCAUCAUUUUUGUAAACGUAGGCCUUUUUUGAGUAACCUCCUUUUCUUUUCUGGAAGACCAAUUACCACCCAUGGAUCUGA